AUGGCGGAACUUGGAAGUCGAGAGCAGCAGGCGAACGCGGGCGGGAGGCCAAGGCGGUCGUUGGUCCAGUCAGGUCAAUCAAUGAGGAAGCCCAACGAGUUUUGCCCCCUCGAGAGUCGUCACCGGAUAGGGCUAUGCUAUGUCGAAGAGCAACUUGAGCAGCUUGCAGGGGCGAGCUCUAGCUAUGGUGAGGCCGAGGAGAAGCGGCACGCGGCAUAG
Colletotrichum abscissum is the source of this 219-nucleotide messenger RNA. RefSeq lists its product as uncharacterized. Lineage: Eukaryota; Fungi; Ascomycota; Sordariomycetes; Glomerellales; Glomerellaceae. The coding region runs from base 1 to 219 and encodes 72 amino acids. The record is from RefSeq and is a predicted model, not a curated record. The transcript is spliced from 2 exons.